UAGUUUUCUCCAAUGGGUAAAGGUGACUAACAACUAGUUGUCUGUCUGUCACCGGCCCGGUCGCAUCCUAUCGGCAAGGGAAGAGAUGAUGCAUGACUCCUGCGGUGUCCAAAUGGCGAGGGCGCUGAAGCAAGCAGCGCUGUGCCUGAUGCUGCUGCCCCGCUUCUUGCUUGCCGCCGUCAUGCUGUGGCUCCUGGAUAUUUUGUGCAUUAGGAAAAAAGUGCUGCUAAAAAUGGGAGAGGGACAGGACAGCCCGGACGACCCGCCGGUGUGUGUCUCUGACUCAAACAAGAUGUUCACCUUGGAGUCUCUCAGGGCGGUGUGGUAUGGACAGAAACUAGACUUUCUCAAAUCUGCGCACCUCGGGAGCGCUGCGCCGAACACCGAGGUGAUGCUGGUCCAUGAGCGGAGGCAGGUCCGGAUCCUGGACUGCAUGAAAGGGAAGAGACCGCUCAUCCUCAACUUUGGCAGCUGCUCCUGACCGCCAUUCAUGACGCGUCUGGCGGCGUUUCAGCGCCUUGUGAGCCAGUACGAAGACAUUGCGGACUUUUUAGUUGUAUAUAUCGAGGAGGCGCAUCCGUCGGACGGCUGGGUGAGCUCGGACGCUCCGUACCAGAUCCCCAAGCACCGCUGCUUGGAGGACAGACUGAGAGCCGCCCGGCUGAUGCUGGCCGAGGUGCCGAGCAGUAACGUGGUGGUGGAUAAUAUGGACAACUCAUCCAACGCCGCGUACGGAGCCUACUUUGAGAGACUUUACAUCGUGAGGGAUGAGAGGGUGGUUUACCAGGGGGGCAGGGGGCCAGAGGGAUACCGGAUUUCUGAGCUUAGAAACUGGCUGGAGCAAUACAGGAACGAUCUGGUGAAUUCCCAAACAGCGGUGCUCCAUGUGUAGUUUGAAGAUGCUGAACUGCCUGCUGCUCUCAUUCUGCUUAAACGUCCAACUCACAGUGCGAAUAUCCCGAUGCUGCUACCAGAUGUUCACACAUUAUGGCACAUGAUGUUGUUUUUCCUGCGUAAAGACAUUCAGGACUCUUUGACAAAUAGCCUAAAGUCAUGUUAAAGCCUGUUACUAGGCUGUAGGCUGUUAUAUCGUGCGUGUAUUGACCUUAAUUGAUUGCUCAUAGCGAUUGUCUUAUUUUUUGUAUGGAAACUGGAUUCAAUUAGUGAUCACUCUAUUUUUCUACAAUUCUGAUGUGUGUGUGACUGUGUAUAAGUGUAUGUGUGUGUGUGCGUGUGUGUGUGUGUGUGUGUGUGGGUGGGUGUGUGUGUGUGUGUGUGUGUGUGUGUGUGUGUGUGUGUGUGCAUUCAAGCUGAUGUCUCGCGCCGGUGUUUCUGUGAAGUUCGGUUUUUAAAAGGCAAAGCCAGAAAACUGACACUGAUGUUUCUGACACCGGCAGAGGGUUUCAUGUCAGCAGGAUGCCUUCAUCCAUGAUCGAUUGCCAAACGAUGUAAUGUUGAAAACAAUGUAAUGAACAAAAUGUUCCUAAUAAAUGUCAAAUCACACA
Molecule: messenger RNA, 1505 nt
Organism: Notolabrus celidotus (New Zealand spotty)
Lineage: Eukaryota; Metazoa; Chordata; Actinopteri; Labriformes; Labridae
Product: thyroxine 5-deiodinase-like
Exons: 1
Molecular function (GO): thyroxine 5'-deiodinase activity
Source: RefSeq, a predicted model, not a curated record